GAACAGCAGCAGCAGCAGCAGGAGCGGCAAGCCUGCCCCCUGCCGGGCGUAGCCUGCGAGCUCCCACUGCGAGGAGGGGUCAGGGCGGGGACUAGGCUAGGCACGAGUAUGGGACACUGUGAUGUGUGAGGAGGCUGCGAGAUCCGCUGAGUGAUCGGGAGAUCACGGAGAGUGAGAGAAGUCCUAGGCCGGUCGCUGGUGUACCUUCCACACAGGCUCCACUGAUAAGAACACCCCAUGCCAUCAGGAGCACCGCUGCCCCCAGCCCGGGACCAGGGUCCCACCCCUCGCUGGUGAGCUGCAGCCUGUGCUAUGGGAGGAGAGCAGCAGAAAGUUUUCUGGAGCUACUGGGAGAAGCCUCCACCUGGACAGCAUCGUGCUGGGAGACUCCAGUUCUGAGCAUCCCUCCCCCCCCACUGGACCGGUGCGAGAGACCCCCGGAGCUGUAUUGGCUGUGUAGUAGCACCCUGGCACUCUCCCCGGGCACAGACAGCCGGGGGCACCGGCCUCUUUCUGAUACUUUCCUGGAUGCCUCUCUCCAAGAUGCCUGGCUGGGUAAUCCUGCCCAUCACACUGCCAGCCUUCACCAUCACUGGCAUGUGGAUAGUGUAUGCAAUGGCUUUAUCAAACAACCACAUUUGUCCAGUGUCUAACUGGGUAUACAAUCACACCUGUGAAUCCUUGAAUGAUGGGACUUGCUGCACGUUAGAUCAUAUCCCACUUGUAAGCAAAUGUGGAAACCUUCCUCCGGAGAGCUGCUUCUUUAGUCUCAUAUGCAGUUUGGGCUCAUUUAUGGUGAUGCUCAUUGGGCUACUUAGAUACGCCUUUGUGAUCGAACGUUAUGGUCCCUCCCUGUUGAAUACUGUAGCAUUUGUGUUGGGGUGGAUUUGUGCUGCUGGACUCACUAUGGUUGGUAGUUUUCAGGUGGAUCAUGCCAAGGUUCUGCACUACAUAGGAGCAGGAGUUGCCUUCCCAACUAGUAUGCUCUUCAUUUUCUUCCAGUCUAUCCUGACAUACCGUAUGGCUCGCACCCAGUGGUACUGCUGGGCUGGUCACCUACGCUGCCUUCUUACUCUGUUUGGUCUGGUCAUUUUAGUGCUCAGUGGUGUCUUAUUCAUACAGGAAGGUUUUGUGCUGCAGCAUAUGGCUGCUCUAUGCGAGUGGACCUUUAUAAUAAACAUUCUCAUAUACUAUGGAACGUUUGCCUUUGAAUUUGGGGCAAUCUCCACAGAUACGUUCCUGGUGCUCCUCAAAGCGAGCAGGGCUCCAAAGAGCUACAAAGCAGGAACCAGCACUCCGGCCACACCGAAUGCUCACAGCACUUCUGAGAAUAUGGCUAUGAUAUGACCACACUGGAUUGCUUAUACGGACGUCAUAUGAAUCCCUUGAGCCUUUUCAGGAUCCUAGACAAUGUGAGAGCAUUUCCCUGUGCACUGCGGAUUUGUCAUUUCAGAGGGCUCGUCACAUGACCAAAAGCAAAUUAACGUGAUUACCUAACAAACAUCUUGUUUCUGAAGUGGAUGGGGUAGUAGAUGAAGAUGACCUAUGUACAGGGCAUUAACUCAUCAGCCAUACAAAAAAAAAUGUAUAUUUUUUAUAUAGUGUAUUUCUAUAAUCAAUGGAUUUCACAAAAAUUGACCAGGAUGCCAAAGUUAUUUUGUGUCAGGUAUAGAGAAUACUUCCUACAGUAUAUGAAGAGUGGUGGCGCUGUAAAAAGAAGGUACACAUUAGAAUACUAGCAGUUGUAAUGUAGCUUUCCAGGAAUUUUAUUACCUAGGGGGCCUUAUAUAUUUUAUCAAGGAAUGUGGGAGAAUCAGAGCUAUAUAUUACCUAUUUGCCUUAAUUACGUCCUAGUUGGUAGAUUGUUAACAUUUGGUAAAAUACGUCUGGAUUUCUCAGCUGCCUUUGUAUCCACAAUAUUUCUAUAGACAGAAAAUGGCAAUUGCAACAAGCAAGAGUAUUACUGAGGUGCAAACAUGCAAAACAUUAAUGAGAAAUAUGAAAUUGUGGCUUCAUUUCUUGUAGCAAAACAAGCUUGCUCCCAUUAUAGGGAGGUGUUAUAUUACAAUGUAUUACUAUGCAAAACUGCAGUUUUUUUAAUAAGGUGCAAACAGGAGAUAGAGGUUGUUUUUUGUAUUUUGGAUGCAUUGUUCCUGUAAUUGUGCAUUCACAUAGGUAUUUACACUGGUGUCCACACUGCGUUGCUUUCAGCUGCAUACACUGCAAUGUAAAUGCAGUGUGGACACCUUAAAGAAAUAAAAAUAAAUAUAUACUGGUACUUUGCCUAGAAGUUAGAACUGCAAUGCUAUCUGCUUGGUGAAUUUUACUAACAUCUCCGAAUACUUACUGUGGCCCUGCUCCAUGCAACUGUGUAGCUCCAGGGCUCCUCUGAUUCCCCUCUGGGCAAAAACUAGGGCAAUAUGAUUCUAUGGGAGAGGGGUGUGUGUGUGGUAGGGCCAAUAAUUUCUCUGUCAUGAAUUUGCAGCUUGUGAUUGGUCCAGAUGCUCACACUGCCCUUUGCUGCCAUUUUAGAAUGGCGAAUGAAAAUUAUUUGCUACUUCUGUAUUACAAAGCUGGUAUAGCCGUGUUGCAUGGAGUAGUCCCUCUGGGCACUGACUAAGAGAAGCUAGUAAUUAAAAUGACGCUGCUUUAAACCUCUUUGGGGUACUGUUUAUGUUAGUAAAGCCUUCCUUAGAUGUUAUUUACAACUUUUUGUAAUUUUUGUCCAUUUCUUUAAACAAUGUGGCCUGUACAUGGAUCUACAGAUAAACGUAACAAAUUUGUUGUAAUGUUCAUCACAACUGCUAAUAAUCUCAUAGGACCAAUUAGGCUUUGUAUGUUCAGAACUGGUUAAGCUUGAAAAGUCAUAUUUUCUCUUUGUGAAUCAACCAAAUGUAUCUUCUUUUUAGAAUGACCAAAGAAAUAUUUGUAUCCAA
Messenger RNA from Pseudophryne corroboree (corroboree frog), 2936 nucleotides. RefSeq names its product transmembrane protein 150A-like. The record is from RefSeq and is a predicted model, not a curated record. Lineage: Eukaryota; Metazoa; Chordata; Amphibia; Anura; Myobatrachidae. The transcript has 7 exons. Bases 529 to 1347 code for a protein of 272 amino acids.